AUGGGUGGCUCAGUUAGCCAAGUGUUUCGCUCCGGCAGUGCGCUGCUCUCGAACCGCGAUGGCCAUAAGGUGUCGGAGACAACGGUGGAAAAAGUGAAUACAAUCUUUGACGCACUCAGGGCAAAUCCAAAGAUAUCGAUCCAGCGACUAGAACCACUGUUGCUUCAAAUACCCAAGUACGAGAAUAUCCUCGCUAUCCACGAUGAAACAGGUUACAAUUUACUGCAGAAAAGUGUAGGACUGAACCAUGUAGAAUUAGCUAGGUGGUUACUUCAAAGACAUCGUCCGGAUGUGAACAGGAGCUCGUGUUCUUUACCACUUCAUAUAGCCUGUUUAAAAGGAUACGAGGAAUGCGUCGAACUGCUGCUUAAACACGGUGCUAGAAUAGAUACCGAGGCAAGAAUGUGUUUCCCUGGUGCACAUUCGCAUAAUUGUGAGGAGAGUGGAAAAUAUAAGAAUCAAGGAGAUGAUGUUGGAGUAUGUGAAAGACCAAACACGAAGCUGCAAAAUGCUGUUUGCUACGCGAUCGAUGGUGAUCAGAUCAACGUCCUGAACAUACUGGCACAAAAGAUGGAAGAACCCUGGAUGCCGUUUCGAGUGCGGAAGCCGCUGCUUCACAUUGCUUGUGAGCGGGGUGCUUGGAAAUGUGUGCAGCAUCUCGUGCAAACUCGCUCGGACGAGAUCAAUUUGAUCAAGGACGAAUACUACCCGAUUCAUCAGGCUGUGCUACACGACGGGCGCUUUUUGGAGCUGCUAAUACAACACGGUGCCAUCACGACAGUGCGCACGUGCACCCAACAAAUGACACUCCUACAUGUUGUGAUACUGGCAGCCAGAAAGUCGGCGGAAGAUACCUUAAACACAAUCCGCAUUCUUUUGGAAAGGGGCUGCAAGGAGCUUAUCAACAGUCCUGAUUCCUUAGGCAACACCCCGCUGCAUGCAAUCAUUGUACGAUAUGCGUUGGAGGAGGCUAGAUAUGGUUAUGACAAGUGGAACAAAUGGGAUGUGUUGCAUUUGGUGCGUUUUCUGCUGCAGAAUGGUGCCAAGAGUUCAAUCAAUCAAUCAGGCAACAGUGCGCUCGCGUGCGUCUUCCGUCAUAUACGUGAUUGGGAGGUUUGCUACGAGCUGCUGAACAUGCUUAUCAAAGAAGGUGGAGAUCCAAAUAUCGUUGGACGAGAUGGGUCAGUUCCUAUUAUGGUCUGUUUAGUGCCCUUGAUCAACAAGGAUCCCUUACAUCACUUCACACAUUCAAUGAAGGUAUGUUAUUUGAAUUGCAUUCGAAUAUUGCUGCAAAAUGGCGCGAAUCCCAACUGCUCCUACCGGUCCAACCUGACGCCAUUGCACGUGCUAAUUUUUACCGUUUCGGAGAACUUUACGCUCAACUGUGAUAUUCAGAAGCGCGCUAACUUCGAUUUCAUCAAAAACAUCUUGCUACUCCUGCUGCAAUACGGGCUCGAUUGUAACAUCACCUCGCAGCACAUACUCCAAUCCGUCAUCGAUAUGAUCGGUAACGUGCGCACCUGUCCAGACAUCCUGUGCGUAUACGAAUUGCUACUAUUGCUGAUUCAGUACGGCACGGACCCGAACAUCUCGCUAAGCAACAAACUGAUGGCAAACGGCGCGAGCAGUAGCAAUUCGUCGAUAAAUCUGCGCAGUUCGUUCCGAAAUAACGCGCGCAAUUAUCUCUUAUUCUACUACAUCAUGCUGAUCACGCGCAAGGAGUUCAUCCUGCUGGAUCGCGAACAAACGUACCAACGCAUUAUCCUGCUGUUUUACUACUCCAUGAAGCACGAGCCACUGUUUAACUGUCUGAAAACACUGCACAACCUGCUCAUUGCUCAGGUUCCACACCGUUCCAUCGAUAACCUGCGUCACUUGAUCAUUACACUGUACAAGAAGCCACGCAGCCUCAAGCAGCUCUGUCGGGUGUGCAUUUACAAUAGUCUGGAUAAGAAACUGGCACCGAACAUCAGCCGGUUGAAUUUGCCCGGCCCGUUGAAAGAGUACGUAAUGAAUUUCGACACGUAAAUCGAGAAAUGCGGGUUCGUGUUCUCCCGAGAUCUCUGUAGAUGGUGCGAUAGUUAGUUGUUUGUGUCUCGUAUUGUUAUGUACCCGGUGACUAAUGCAUGUUAUUCGGUUGGUGGUAAGCGAACUUUAGCCUAAGGUAAGGGAAUCCCAUAGUACGCGCACUUUCUUUCUCAGGACGUUGUUUGCGUCGAUCGGCAAGCUUGUUCAAAGUUUAUCUGAUCUCUGUAUUUUCUCCCUACUAUUGUGAUCUGCAUUCUACUAUCUAAUCUCAUUUUGCCGGCUAUUUUCGGAUAUCUAUUGGUUUACAUAAUUUCACAAAUAAACUCACCUAUUACUUUCUAACACCAGGAGUAAAAGUACAACUUUUCGUUUUAAUACGGAUAACAAUUAUGGUGCUUUUGAUUAACCUGAAAUGAACCAUCGCUCGCCGGUAGGUGGAAAUAAGUGCAUGGUGCGUUUGAGCUAGGCAUGUGAUGUGUCCCAAAACCCUUAAAAAACCAAUCCACGGUCAUGAGGAAAAAUAUGAAAAUAUGUACGUGUUUGUGUGUAUAAUGUAAAUAUGUUGUAGUGUUUACUGCAAGGAUACACUUUUAUAGGUAGCUGUUAGAUAAACCAGAGAUAAACUUUAACUGCGACAGAAGAAGGCAGACACGGUAGUAUAUUUAACAAAUCGAAUGCAUUAGAUAUGAAAUACUAAAUAUUGAUCAUGUAAACACAGCCACACUCGGCUCGGGCUUCUUCGGCGCAGUCGAUCAAACG
Anopheles nili is the source of this 2787-nucleotide messenger RNA. RefSeq names its product ankyrin-3. NCBI's taxonomy places the organism in Eukaryota, Metazoa, Arthropoda, Insecta, Diptera, Culicidae. Bases 1 to 2028 code for a protein of 675 amino acids. The transcript has 9 exons. The record is from RefSeq and is a predicted model, not a curated record. Gene Ontology annotation, molecular function: protein binding. Gene Ontology annotation, biological process: intracellular signal transduction.